Messenger RNA from Penicillium roqueforti, 1506 nucleotides. Its product is annotated as flavin-containing monooxygenase. The transcript has a single exon. Gene Ontology annotation, molecular function: flavin adenine dinucleotide binding; NADP binding; N,N-dimethylaniline monooxygenase activity. Lineage: Eukaryota; Fungi; Ascomycota; Eurotiomycetes; Eurotiales; Aspergillaceae. The coding region runs from base 1 to 1506 and encodes 501 amino acids. The record is from RefSeq and is a predicted model, not a curated record.
AUGAGUGGACUCGAUGAAACAAACGAAGCUAGGCACUUCGAUGUCAUCAUCGUCGGCGCGGGUAUCUCCGGCGUCAAUGCCGCCUACCGCGUCCAAGACCAACUCCCCGGCUACAGCUACACCAUCCUAGAAGCUCGCGCCGAUCUAGGUGGCACCUGGGAUCUCUUUAAUUAUCCUGGUAUCCGUUCCGACUCCGACCUUUUCACCUUCGGCUUCCAAUUCAAUCCCUGGACCCUCGAUAACCCCAUCGCAGAGGGUUCUGCCAUCAAGCAGUACGUGCGCGAUACCGCGACCAAAUUUGGCAUCGACAAACACAUCCUCUACAACCAUCGUGUGUCAUCGGCAGACUGGUCCUCCGAUAAAAACAUCUGGUCGCUCGCCGUCGACCACAAUGACUCCGAACACACAUACACCGCCCGCUAUGUCAUCUUUGGCACGGGUUACUACAACUACAAGGAUCCCCUGAAAGCUGACAUUCCCGGCCUGGACGCCUUCCAGGGCCAGGUCAUCCACCCACAGUUCUGGCCCGAAGACUUGCAGUAUAAGGACAAGACGAUCGUUAUCAUCGGCUCGGGCGCGACCGCCAUCACCCUCCUCCCCAAUCUCGCCGACGAUGCCGCCCGUGUCACAAUGCUCCAGCGCAGCCCUACCUACAUCCUCUCCGUCCCAAACCGCUCCAGCAACCGAUGGCUCUCCUACAUCCUCUCCAAUGCCCUGUAUCUCAGGUUGCAACGCAUGAUCUCGAUCUAUACAACCCGCUAUUUCUUCCUCUUCUGCCAGCGCUUCCCGAAUUUCUCCCGCUGGUUGCUCAAGUUGAAUGUGCGCAAGCAACUGCCCAGCCAUAUCCCCUAUGACCCGCAUUUCAAGCCCAAAUACAACCCCUGGGACCAACGAUUGUGUGUUUGUCCCGAUGGGGAUCUGUUCCGCAGUCUCCGGCAGGGCAAGGCGGAUGUCAAGACCGAUACUAUUCGAGAGGUUACGAAGAAUGGUAUUAUCUUGAAUUCGGGUGAGCAGCUUGACGCAGAUAUUAUUAUUACUGCUACUGGCUUGCGAUUGCAGAUUGUAGGUGGCGCGGCGCUGUCUGUGGACGGGAAGAAGAUCGACGUGGGUGGUAAAUAUCUGUGGAAUGGAGUCAUGCUCCAGGAUAUGCCUAAUGCCGCUUUCGUUAUUGGGUAUACCAAUGCCUCAUGGACACUCGGUGCGGAUGCUACGGCGCAUUUGGUUUGUCGCCUGCUCAAGGAGCUUGAGUCGCGAAAGUUGGUCGCUGCUGUUCCUCGGCUGAAGGAGAAGGAUGCAGCUACGAUCCAGGAUCGUCCUCUCUUGAACAUCAAGGCGACUUAUGUGUCGCUUGCUGAUCGGAUUUUACCCAGGGCUGCGGACCGUGGUCCGUGGCGCCCGCGUGAUAACUACUUGAGCGACUUGAAGUUCGCUCAGAGUGGUGAUAUUGAGACCGGAAUGGAGUUCGUGCAAGGACCGAAUCUGCGGUUACGUCCGAAGAUGUCGUGA